AUGUUUGGAAUGGUCACGACUUCAGCGCAACUACGCACCGAGUACAGUAAGCUGCUAUUACGUACUUUCGACUUUUGGUUCUUACAAGCUGCGAAUACGAUAUGCACAAUCGUUCUGAGCUUCGUGCUGAACGACCUCCGCGUAGUGCUGAUCGUCUUCUGCUGGGCUGACUUCACCUGCUGGCUCCUGCAAGAAACCUAUCUCCGCAAUUCUCACGCUAUCGUGGUCGUGGCCUUGGCCGAGUGGUUAUUUUACGUGCUGCUGAUGGCUGCGAUUGCGUUCGAGUUGGUGGAUGAAGCGCACCAUUAUAUACUAAUCGCUUCGUGCGGACGGACGCUGUCGACGAAAGAUGUACUGGCGAAUACCAUAGGCACCAUGACAUUGAUCUCGCUCCGUAACUUGUACAGAAGGUAUCAAGACGUCAAGCACAAGGAAGCGAAGCCGAAUACAGCUACGCAAGCUUUGGGUUACCGAAGCAAACCAACAUGCCGGCAAACUGCACGUCCAUUGCUGCAGUUGUACCUUUCUGCAGAAGCUGUCCGGUUUGAUCCAAGUCACACUGUGUGGCCUCGCGUGGGAGCGUUAACACCGCUCUCGUCAUGGAAAAUAGUCGUGCUGUACUUGUGUUGUGUUAUUGGUAGCACAUGCGCAGUACUCGCGCUCCUCUUCCCGAAAUAUGCACUUGGGCACGAAUUUGUCGCUUUAACGGGCUUGGUCUCGACUGCCAUCUUCACCGGAAUCUACGGUUGCUGCUGCCAGCGUCAGUUGCUCAAGCGCAUCAUCACUUCUUUCCACUUCCUGUUCCUUUGGACUCAUAUCCUCGCACUCGGUCUGUUGCUGCUGGAGAUGUUUCGGUGGCGCUGGGUUCCAGUCUGUGGUGUGGGCUCUAGCCUCUUGCUGGCCCAGACGGUACUGACGAUCGACGCCCUGACCCCGAUCAUGAAACGCAGACUCCACUUCCAAUACUGGAUGCCAGUCCUCGGUAUUGCGCUCUUUUUGCUGGUCCAAGUGGCUAUGCUUUUUGACGUCUUCACGCUCGGACGUUUGGGCUUGGAGGAUAAAGUGAUCUUGGAUGUUGAAAUUCGUGGUCGGAACACCAGGUUUCUCGUCGUCCCGAUUUUUGUUAGCCGCGUGUUCACUGGUGUCGUCUGGUCUGGGCGCUACGUGUACGUGGUGCUAACUCGCCAAGACGACAAUGCUCUCAUUUUGCUACGGGGUGAAGUGGAAUUCGACUAUGAAGGCUGGAAGAAGAGAGUCAAUCUUGAUGAACGCUAG
Molecule: messenger RNA, 1275 nt
Organism: Phytophthora sojae
Lineage: Eukaryota; Oomycota; Peronosporomycetes; Peronosporales; Peronosporaceae
Exons: 2
Coding region: 1-1275 (424 amino acids)
Source: RefSeq, a predicted model, not a curated record